AUGAGUCCAACACGCUACGCUACCCUAAUCACACUCGAAUCCUCGCUUCGCCAAAAUGAAAACACGAUUGCUUUUUUCGCAUUAGCUCACCCGCUAGGGCGAGGUAUAGGAGAGCCAGGCCAGCCAGCAAAUAUGCCACCCAAACCAGGCCUAGCGUACCUAUUCACCGCCAACUUGACCAUCUCACCCGCCACGCCCAUAGGAGCAACGCCAACGGGCAACAUGACAGUUCUCACAUUCGGCCGAGUCAACGGUUCUCUUCUACCCCCUCGUUGGUUUGCUUCUUUCUAUGGGCAGAAACCUCCAGGCGCCGUUAUAAGCGGUAUCGGAAAUCCUUCAAUCGACGGCCUCGGGGUAUUUCAUCAAGACAAACAACGGGGCGGCCAUUUUCGUGCAGCACACUGGUGA
Pseudomassariella vexata is the source of this 408-nucleotide messenger RNA. RefSeq lists its product as uncharacterized. The transcript has a single exon. The record is from RefSeq and is a predicted model, not a curated record. Bases 1 to 408 code for a protein of 135 amino acids. NCBI's taxonomy places the organism in Eukaryota, Fungi, Ascomycota, Sordariomycetes, Amphisphaeriales, Pseudomassariaceae.